GAGGGUCCGCCCGGCCCCCCGCCGCCGGAGCCGCCGCCGCCGCCGCCGCCACAGCCGCCUCAGGAACGAGUCGCCAGGGGAACAUGGCGCCGGGCCCGCCGUUGCUGCGGCCGGGAUCGCGGAGGCCGGGACCGCGCUGAGGGCGCCCCCAAGGCUGGCAGACAUGUUGGCUAUUUGGCGAUGAGAAGAAGUAAGAACUGACAUCAUACUGGUUUACAACACUAUGGGACCUGACACUUGGGCUGCUUGGGCAGCGGGCCUCCACUGGCACUGCUGAGAAGUCUUGUCACUCUACUGCAGAACACUAAUCUGAUCUCGGAAGUAGCUGAUUGUGGCAGGAUGUUUCGAAGAUGAUGAUGGCAAGAAAGCAAGAUGUUCGAAUCCCCACCUACAACAUCAGCGUGGUGGGAUUGUCCGGGACUGAGAAGGAGAAAGGCCAGUGCGGCAUUGGGAAGUCUUGUCUAUGUAACCGCUUCGUGCGCCCAAGUGCAGAUGAUUUUCACCUGGACCACACUUCUGUUCUCAGCACCAGUGACUUUGGUGGGCGGGUGGUCAAUAAUGACCACUUUCUCUACUGGGGAGAAGUUAGCCGCUCCCUGGAGGACUGUGUGGAAUGUAAAAUGCACAUUGUGGAGCAGACUGAGUUCAUUGAUGAUCAGACUUUUCAACCUCAUCGAAGCACGGCACUGCAGCCCUACAUCAAGAGAGCUGCAGCCACCAAGCUCGCAUCAGCUGAAAAACUCAUGUAUUUUUGCACUGACCAGCUGGGGCUGGAACAGGACUUUGAGCAGAAACAGAUGCCAGAUGGAAAGCUGCUGGUUGACGGCUUCCUUCUGGGCAUUGAUGUUAGCAGGGGCAUGAACAGGAACUUCGAUGACCAGCUCAAGUUUGUCUCCAAUCUCUACAAUCAGCUUGCAAAAACAAAAAAGCCCAUAGUGGUGGUCCUGACUAAGUGUGAUGAGGGUGUUGAGCGGUACAUUAGAGAUGCACAUACUUUUGCCUUAAGCAAAAAGAACCUCCAGGUUGUAGAGACCUCAGCAAGAUCCAAUGUGAAUGUGGACUUGGCUUUCAGUACUUUAGUGCAACUCAUUGAUAAGAGUCGAGGGAAGACAAAAAUCAUUCCUUACUUUGAAGCUCUCAAGCAGCAGAGUCAGCAAAUAGCUACAGCAAAGGACAAAUAUGAGUGGUUGGUGAGCCGAAUUGUGAAAAAUCACAAUGAGAACUGGCUGAAUGUCAGCCGAAAGAUGCAGGCCUCCCCUGAGUACCAAGACUAUGUCUACCUAGAAGGGACACAGAAGGCCAAGAAGCUCUUCCUGCAGCACAUCCACCGCCUCAAGCACGAGCAUAUUGAGCGCCGGAGAAAACUAUACCUGGCAGCCCUGCCGUUGGCUUUUGAAGCCCUCAUACCUAAUCUAGAUGAAGUAGACCACCUGAGCUGCAUUAAAGCCAAAAAACUCUUAGAGACCAAGCCAGAGUUCUUGAAGUGGUUUGUUGUGCUUGAAGAGACACCAUGGGACGCCACCAGCCACAUUGACAACAUGGAAAAUGAGAGGAUUCCCUUUGACUUGAUGGAUACUGUCCCUGCUGAGCAGCUGUAUGAGACCCACUUGGAGAAGCUGAGGAACGAGAGGAAGAGAGCUGAGAUGCGAAAGGCAUUCAAAGAAAACCUGGAGACCUCUCCUUUCAUAACUCCCGGGAAACCUUGGGAAGAGGCUCGUAGUUUUAUUAUGAAUGAAGACUUUUACCAGUGGCUGGAAGAAUCAGUGUACAUGGACAUCUAUGGCAAACACCAAAAACAGAUUAUAGACCGAGCAAAGGAAGAGUUCCAGGAGUUGCUUUUGGAGUACUCAGAAUUAUUUUAUGAGUUGGAGCUGGAUGCCAAACCCAGCAAGGAAAAGAUGGGUGUCAUCCAGGAUGUUUUGGGGGAAGAGCAGAGAUUUAAAGCAUUGCAGAAGCUCCAGGCAGAGCGCGAUGCCCUCAUUCUGAAGCACAUUCACUUUGUGUACCACCCCACGAAGGAGACAUGCCCAAGCUGCCCAGCUUGUGUAGAUGCUAAGAUUGAGCACUUGAUCAGUUCUCGCUUUAUCCGGCCAUCUGACAGGAAUCAGAAGAACUCUCUGUCAGACCCCAAUAUCGAUAGGAUCAAUUUGGUUAUCUUAGGCAAAGAUGGCCUUGCCCGAGAGUUGGCCAAUGAAAUUCGAGCUCUUUGUACAAAUGACGACAAGUAUGUGAUAGAUGGUAAAAUGUAUGAGCUGUCCCUGAGGCCAAUAGAGGGUAACGUCAGGCUUCCUGUGAACUCUUUCCAGACACCAACCUUCCAACCCCAUGGCUGCCUCUGCCUUUACAAUUCAAAGGAGUCGCUGUCCUAUGUGGUGGAGAGUAUAGAGAAGAGCAGAGAGUCCACACUGGGCAGGCGGGAUAAUCACUUAGUUCACCUCCCCCUGACCUUAAUUUUAGUGAACAAGAGGGGGGACACAAGUGGAGAGACUCUGCACAGCUUAAUACAACAAGGCCAACAGAUUGCUAGCAAACUGCAGUGUGUCUUUCUUGAUCCUGCUUCUGCUGGCAUUGGUUACGGACGCAAUAUUAAUGAGAAGCAGAUCAGUCAAGUUCUGAAGGGACUCCUGGAUUCUAAGCGCAACUUAAACCUGGUCAGCUCCACUGCUAGUAUCAAAGACUUGGCUGAUGUGGACCUUCGAAUUGUCAUGUGUCUGAUGUGUGGCGAUCCCUUUAGUGCAGAUGACAUACUCUCUCCUGUCCUGCAGUCCCAAACCUGUAAAUCUUCCCACUGUGGGAGCAGCAACUCUGUUUUACUUGAACUUCCGAUUGGACUACACAAGAAGCGCAUUGAGCUGUCUGUUCUUUCAUACCAUUCCUCGUUCAGCAUCCGAAAGAGCCGGUUGGUUCAUGGGUACAUUGUUUUUUAUUCAGCCAAACGUAAGGCCUCCUUGGCGAUGUUACGUGCCUUUCUUUGUGAAGUGCAGGAUAUUAUCCCCAUCCAGCUUGUUGCACUCACUGAUGGCGCUAUAGAUGUCCUGGACAAUGACUUAAGUCGAGAGCAGCUGACAGAGGGGGAGGAGAUUGCCCAAGAAAUUGAUGGGAGGUUCACAAGCAUCCCUUGUAGCCAGCCCCAGCAUAAACUUGAGAUCUUUCACCCCUUUUUUAAAGACGUGGUGGAGAAAAAGAACAUAAUCGAGGCCACGCACAUGUAUGAUAAUGUUGCUGAGGCCUGCAGCACCACUGAAGAAGUGUUCAACUCCCCCAGGGCCGGGUCACCACUCUGCAACUCAAACUUACAGGAUUCAGAAGAAGACGUGGAGCCUCCAUCGUACCACCUGUUUCGGGAAGAUGCAACAUUGCCCUCCCUGUCCAAAGACCAUUCCAAGUUCUCUAUGGAGCUGGAGGGAAAUGAUGGGCUGUCUUUCAUAAUGAGCAAUUUUGAGAGUAAACUGAACAACAAAGUACCUCCACCAGUCAAACCAAAGCCUCCUGUCCAUUUUGAGAUCACAAAAGAUCUCUCCUACCUAGACCAAGGCCAUCGGGAGGGACAGAGGAAGUCUGUGUCUUCUAGCCCCUGGCUGCCUCAGGACGGGUUUGAUCCUUCUGACUACGCAGAGCCAAUGGAUGCUGUGGUCAAGCCGAGGAAUGAGGAAGAAAACAUAUACUCUGUGCCCCACGACAGCACCCAGGGCAAGAUCAUAACCAUUCGGAACAUCAACAAAGCCCAGUCUAAUGGUAGUGGCAAUGGUUCUGACAGUGAAAUGGACACGAGUUCUCUAGAGCGGGGCCGGAAGAUAUCAGCCGUGAGUAAGCCUGUGCUGUACAGGACGAGAUGCACCCGGCUGGGGCGCUUUGCUAGUUACCGCACCAGCUUUAGUGUGGGGAGUGAUGAUGAGCUGGGACCCAUCCGGAAGAAAGAGGAGGAUCAGGCAUCCCAGGGUUAUAAAGGGGACAAUGCUGUCAUUCCAUAUGAAACAGAUGAGGACCCCAGGAGGAGGAAUAUCCUUCGAAGUCUAAGGAGGAACACCAAGAAACCAAAGCCCAAACCCCGACCAUCCAUCACGAAGGCAACCUGGGAGAGUAACUAUUUUGGGGUGCCCUUAACAACUGUGGUGACUCCAGAGAAGCCAAUCCCCAUUUUUAUUGAAAGAUGCAUUGAGUACAUUGAAGCCACAGGACUGAGCACUGAGGGCAUCUACCGGGUCAGCGGGAACAAGUCAGAGAUGGAAAGUCUGCAAAGACAGUUCGACCAAGACCACAAUCUGGACCUGGCAGAGAAAGACUUCACCGUGAACACUGUGGCGGGGGCCAUGAAGAGCUUCUUCUCAGAGCUGCCAGACCCCCUGGUACCAUACAGCAUGCAGAUUGACCUGGUGGAAGCGCACAAAAUCAACGACCGAGAACAGAAGUUACAUGCCCUUAAGGAGGUGCUGAAGAAAUUCCCAAAGGAAAACCACGAAGUCUUCAAAUACGUCAUCUCCCACCUGAACAAAGUCAGCCACAACAACAAGGUGAAUCUUAUGACCAGUGAAAACCUGUCCAUCUGCUUCUGGCCCACCCUGAUGCGGCCCGACUUCAGCAGCAUGGACGCGCUCACAGCCACACGCUCCUACCAAACCAUCAUCGAGCUCUUCAUCCAGCAGUGCCCCUUCUUCUUCUACAACCGGCCCAUCAGCGAGCCUCCAGGGGCUGCACCUGGCUCCCCGUCAGCUGUGGCUCCCACUGUCCCCUUCCUCACCUCUACACCUGCUACCAGUCAGCCGUCGCCUCCCCAGUCACCUCCUCCAACCCCUCAGUCCCCAAUGCAGCCACUGCUCUCCUCUCAGCUCCAAGCCGAGCACACGCUGUGAGCCACCACAGUCCAGGAGGCAAGAAAACCAGUUGUCUUCUUGACAGGGUGGCACUUGGCCUUGAACAAAAUCAGGUCCUCGGGGGUGGAGGUCGCAGCCAAGCGCCUUUUUAAGACUUCAGUGGUGUCACUAGCCAGGGUCCACCAUGGCUGGGCAGUCGAGCACCCUGCAGCCUGCUCUUCACCCGGCACUGGCUGUGGCAGGCUGUGGGGCCCUGCCCUUGGCCUGGCCACUCUGAGGACUGAACUGACCAUUCAGUGGCCCAGCACCCGCACUGCUCCCUGGACCCCUUGCCCAGCCUGUCUGCCUGCACCAGCGUCAGGGCCCCAACGUCGGGACAGCACCCAGCCUCUGCCAGGGGCAGAGGUUAUACCCCAGCAGGGCUGGCCCCUCUAAAGAGGACGACACUUCACAGUUUGUCCUCUCUCAUUUUCUGUACCUACACACACCUGCAAAGGGGUCCUUGGAAACGUGGGCUCUGGCUCCGCUACCCCACAGUCCACGCUGGGGCACUGGCAUGGCCCAUCAGCACAGCAAGACGAGAGCUUUGUGCCUAGACCUAGUGCGUGGCUUUCCCUCCAACCCCUUCCCAGGCUUCUGAUCCAUUCUGUGCAGCAAAGGAACACUGGAAGAAAGAUGGAC
Molecule: messenger RNA, 5492 nt
Organism: Peromyscus eremicus (cactus mouse)
Lineage: Eukaryota; Metazoa; Chordata; Mammalia; Rodentia; Cricetidae
Gene: Arhgap35
Product: Rho GTPase activating protein 35
Exons: 7
Coding region: 351-4850 (1499 amino acids)
Biological process (GO): signal transduction
Molecular function (GO): GTP binding; GTPase activity
Source: RefSeq, a predicted model, not a curated record